UGCUGUUGUCUGGGUGGCUUCUUUUGGUGAGCAAAGGCUUGAACUCAGAAGUGGGGAUCCCUCCUGGACCUCUGCAUGGUCAUGGACCAGUUCAAGGCAAUCCUGCCCCAGGUGAGGGCUCUGCUAUCCAAUGCUUGGCCUUCCCAGGUACGAGACUUUCUGGAUGAUCUUCUGGAAAAGAAACUUCUCUCUAAAGAGUACCACCAGGCCUUGCUCCAAGAGUCUGAUGGAGAAGCAUUGGCUAGGAAGGUUUCCUUGUCCCUGUUGGAGAAGUGGGACCUGUGCCUAAGCACCCUGAUCCAGUAUGUAGGACAUCCUGAAAACAAGCUCCAGACUCCAGGGAUGGAUGGGGUCUCCUUCUCAAGGAGCCAAGGUGCUGAUCAGUGUGCAGCUAUGGAAUCUGGGCCAUUGACAGAAGGAAGCUACAUGGGGCUACUACAAAGCGAUGUUGACCCCCUACAUCUUUUCCAUUUUUAUGACCAAUCCCUGGCAACAGAAGAAGAGCUUGAGUUCUCUUUAGAUCCCGAAACUGAUACAAUCAACUGUGAUCAGGUCAACAGGCUAUGGAAUGCCAUAGAAGAUGAGGGGACAGGAGAGGCCUAUGACAGGAUAGCUGCACUGGCAGAAUAUAUGUUCUCAGAUCGAUAUCCAGAGACAGAAGGCAUUUUUGGAAACAUUGGCCCAGAUGAAGUGGUCAACGAGAACUUAGAUUCAUUGACUGAGAUACCACAGAAAUCACAGAAAUGUCAGAAAAGAUUGUUUCUGGAUAAUCCUGAGCCUCAGGCAGACAGUUGGGAGACCAAACGCAGAAAGCCAGAAUCAUCCUCAGCUAUUCCAUUGGUGACCAACAAUUUAGUGACAGUGUCUUCUAACAACAACUUGGUCCCGAAGAGCUCUCUGUCUCCUGUUGCAGACCAGGUUGCCAAGCCCAGCCUGCUCUCUUUGGAAGAAACCUUUCUUGUGCCCAUGUCCUCAGCCAGUCCUGUUCUCACUUGCCUGAAUUUCAACGGGGGACCCAUCCAACUCAUCCCCACCUUCUCUACUUUUCCUCAAGGUGUCUUACACUUCACAGUGGAAAACAAGGUCUCCAACAUUAUAUUAUAUCCAACUGCAUCAGGAGGUGAUGGUACCAUUCAGAGCCUCCCAGUAUCACCUGACAGGUAUGGCUCUACCAGUCCAUUUGCUCCAUCAGCAGCAGAUAUGCCCAACAUGCCUGAGGCCUCAGCUCUAACUUCACAAGACAGAAAAACAGAGUCUGUGGAACGGUUCUCUCAUGCUCUGCACAAAACUUAUGAGGAUGUUCCAGAAGGUCUCAACAGACAUUACAUUGAUGUAGGCCUCACAAGAACUCAAGUGGAGAAAAAUAGUAAGUUUCAGGAGAAGGAACUGGCAAUCCAGGACUGGACAGAGAGACAGAAGGCCCGUGUGGGAUGGAGAGAGGUGUUUGCCAGCCCCAGGGGACAGAAGAGGGAAACACAGGUGAUCGCAGUACUGGGCAAGGCUGGUCUGGGCAAAAGUGCCUGGACCCGGGAAGUCUGUAGGAACUGGGCCCGGGGCCAGCUACCCCAGUAUGAAUUUGUUUUUCACUACAAAUGCUGUAGCCUGAACUUGCCAGGGAAUGACUACUGCUUGAAGGAUCUAUUUUUCAGACUCUGUAAUCACUCACUGGAAGAGAGUGAGGAAAUCUUCAAAUACAUUUUGAAGCACCCAAAUCGCACUUUGAUCAUUCUGGAUUCCUUUGAGGAGCUAGAAGGGCAAGAUGGCUUUCUGAAUUAUCCAGCCAGUCCCUGUCCUAGGGAGUCCCGGCCCAUCAAAGGGCUGCUGGCUGGUCUCUUUCAAAGGAAGCUCCUGAGGGGUUGCACCCUGCUGAUCACAGCUAGGCGGAAGGGAAAGUUUAUUCAGUACCUGGCCAAGGUAGACAGGCUUCUGGAGGUGCAGGGCUUCUCCGAUGAGCAGGUGGAGUCUUACUUUGAAAAAUACUUCCAGGGUUCCCCAUCAGACAGAGAUGAGGCCUUGAGGCUUGUCCGGGCCCAGCCAUACCUGCUCAGUCACUGCUACAGCCCUGCUGUGUGUCAUUCCCUCUGCCAGCUUUGUGAGAAGAUCAUGGCCCAGGAGGGUCCAGCCCAACUUCCCUCCACACUCACCGGUCUCUUCGUUAGCCUCCUUUGCUCAGUCCUGAGAGCCAGGGAAAAGGGGUCAUCUGAAACUUGGUCCAGAGACUGCCUGGCAGGCUUGGCAGAGCUGGCCUGGGAACUAGGCCAGAAACAUUGCAACGUCCUGAGAGAAGACCAGUUCCCCUCAACAGAAGUGAAGGAAUUUGCCAUUAGGGGGGACUUUGUGUGGCCACUCCCAAUAGCCAGAGAACCGGAGAUGGCCUUCUCCACCUUUGUCCUGCAGAACUUCCUGGGAGCUCUGAGGCUGGCUCUCAGUGAGGAAGUAAGGGCCAAGGAGCUCCCCAGGUAUCUAGCCCUGACUCCUAGGAAGAAAAAGCCCUAUGACAAUUGGCUGGAGCGGGUACCUCACUUCCUGGCCGGGCUCCUCUUCCAACCCCUGUCCUCCUGCCUUGGACCUCUUGGUGGAAAUGAGCAGGUUGGGCUUGUGUGCAAAAGGCAGAAGGUACUCUUGAGCUACCUGACCCAGCUACAGCCGGGGACACUGGGGCCUGGGAGACUCCUUGAACUGCUGCACUGUGCCCAUGAGGCAACCAAUAGCCAUCUGUGGCAACACGUAACAGCUGGGCUGCCCUCCUGCCUCUCUUUCUGCAGAGUCCGCCUGGCCCCCCCAGAUGUGCAUGUUUUGGGUGAGGCCUUGAAAGCAGCCAGCAAAGACUUCUCUCUGGAUCUCAGGAACACCUCCAUUGACCUGCAAGGGUUAAGGACCCUUGUCCAACUUGGUUGUGUUACCUGCUUCAGGGCAUCUCUGAGUGACACAGUGUGGCUGUGGGAAUCCCUUCGGCAAAGUGGAGAAUAUGAACUACUCCAAAGUUCCACUGAGAAGUUCACCAUAGAUCCUUUCAAAGUCAAAUCCAUGAAGGAUGUAGAGGACCUUUGUAGCCUGGUGCAGAUCCAAGACUUAGGAAAUGCUGCUAUAGAGGCCGUUAACCCCCUUCCUGUCAUCAGAGACCUGAAGAAACUUGAGUUUGCACUUGGCCCAGUGUUGGGUCCCCAGGGUUUUCCAAAAUUGGUUAAGAUACUUGCAGCUUUUUCAUCUCUUCAGCAUUUGGACCUGGACACCCUGAGUGAGAACAAAAUUGGGGAUGAAGGUGUGGCUCAGCUCUCUGCCAUCUUUCCAGAGCUAAAAUCUUUGGAAACCCUGAACUUAUCUCAGAAUAACAUCACUGAUAUGGGAGCCACAGAGCUGGCCAAGGCUCUGCCAUCACUGGCAAGAUCUCUUGUUACAUUGAGCUUGUACAACAACUGCAUCUGUGAUACUGGAGCCGAGAACCUUGCUAGCGUGCUUCCUGACAUGGUAUCCCUGAGAAUGCUUGAUGUCCAGUACAACAAGUUCACAGGGGCAGGAGCACAACAGCUCACAGCCAGUUUGAAGAAAUGUCCACAUAUUGAGACACUGGCGAUGUGGAAUCCCACCAUUCCUUAUGGGGUUCAGGAACAUCUACAACAGUUGGACUCCCGAAUAAGCUUGCGAUAACAUCAAAUUGACUGUUCAGAAAGGUCCUAGGUCCAGAAGCCUUUCUGGGAUUCUCAGGCUUCAUCCAUCCAUCAGGCCUUCAGCUCAAAAAAGGCAAAUCUCUGUUGGAAGAGUCUAACUUGGCAGCCAUGUUGGUUUGUAUCCAGCCAUCUCAGACUGGUCCGUGUUCCUCCUGAUCUUCUGCCGGCAUAAAA
Sarcophilus harrisii (Tasmanian devil) is the source of this 3842-nucleotide messenger RNA. It is a transcript of the gene CIITA, whose product is annotated as class II major histocompatibility complex transactivator. The transcript has 19 exons. The record is from RefSeq and is a predicted model, not a curated record. Lineage: Eukaryota; Metazoa; Chordata; Mammalia; Dasyuromorphia; Dasyuridae. Gene Ontology annotation, molecular function: ATP binding; protein binding. Gene Ontology annotation, biological process: positive regulation of transcription by RNA polymerase II; positive regulation of MHC class I biosynthetic process; inflammatory response. The coding region runs from base 76 to 3648 and encodes 1190 amino acids.